Molecule: messenger RNA, 1656 nt
Organism: Tremella mesenterica DSM 1558
Lineage: Eukaryota; Fungi; Basidiomycota; Tremellomycetes; Tremellales; Tremellaceae
Exons: 8
Biological process (GO): transmembrane transport
Molecular function (GO): ATP transmembrane transporter activity; calcium ion binding
Source: RefSeq, a predicted model, not a curated record
CCUAGACCCACUUUAGCUCAGUUCAGAGCUUCAGAAGGUCCCGAAGCCAGAGCGGCAAAACUACGAGCAUUAUGGACUUCUUUACCUAAUUUACCUCAACUCACAGAUGGUCCUUCAGCUUUACAACGUAUGAAAUUACCUGGUCAAGAUACCAGAACCGCACUUUCACCUCAAAGAGCAGAACGUUUGAAAAAGUUAUACGAAGAAGAAUUAGUAAGACGUGUAAGGGAAAAUAGACCUAAUGCUUUUUGGGAAGGUUUUCGAAGAUUUUUAUGGGAUCAAGAAAAAGAAUUAUGGGAUAUUUUUCAAGAACUUGAUAAAAAUGGUGAUGGAAGAUUAGAUGCUCAUGAAAUGAGAGCCGCUUUGAGUAGAUCAGGUAUCGAUAUCACACAAACUACCGUGGAUGAUUUAGUCAGGUUUUUGGCAAGUGGUUCAGAUAUGUAUAUCACCUUUGCGGAAUUCAGAGAUUUUUUGAUCAUGUUACCUAGGAAAGCUACACCUUUUGAGAUAUACAAAUAUUAUCAAGUCAAAAAACGGUACUCAGACGGUAGAGGUGCGGCCAGAGUAGAUAAAGAAGGUGAUAUGUCUGUAUCAUUUCCGAAACCUCAAGCGGAAAGUUUAGGUGCAGCCUCUGCCACUCUUUUCGGACAUCCGAAAAAGGACGAAAAUUCGGAGGGGUUGGAAGAUGAGGUAGAAGAGGAUUUUGGGGAUGCCGAAGUACAAGAGGAUAGACAUGAAGCUUGGAGGUUUUUGUUAGCUGGUGGUGUGGCUGGUGCUGUGUCUCGAACAGUAACCGCUCCUUUCGAUAGACUGAAAAUUUACCUCAUCACCACUGAUCAUCAAUAUGUCAAUUUACGCGCUGUGAGCGCUUCCGCCCUCCGACAUCCUCUGGCAGUGGGUUCGACGGCGGUGAAUAAUCUCUGGGGAGCAGUUACGAGGAUUUAUGUUGAUGGCGGGGGUAUAAAGGCUUUCUGGGUUGGAAAUGGGUUGAAUGUUUUGAAGAUAUUUCCUGAAUCAGCCAUCAAAUUCGUCUCAUACGAGCAAUCUAAAAAGUUCUUAGCGCAAUAUUGGGAUAAAGUCUCAGACGCUUCUGAAUUAUCAUCAUCUUCUCGGUUUUUAGCUGGAGGUGUGGGAGGUAUCACAUCACAAUUUGCCAUUUACGGUUUGGAAACUCUCAAAACUAGGGUUCAAAGUGAAAUGGGACCAGCUCAAGGAUGGAGAGCUGUUUUACGUACUGCUGGAGAUAUGUGGAGGAUAGGAGGUGUGAGAGCUUAUUAUAGAGGUUUGACUCUCGGUCUCGUAGGCGUUUUCCCUUAUUCAGCUAUAGAUAUGGGUACAUACGAAACUUUGAAAAAGGCCUAUGUGAAAUCUACUGGGAAAGAAGAACCUAGUGUUUUUGCUACGUUGUCUUUUGGAGCUUUAUCAGGUUCUAUAGGUGCUGCUAGUGUUUAUCCUAUAAACCUUCUCCGUACACGUCUCCAAGCAGCAGGUUCAACAGGUCAUAAACAUUCUUACACAGGUUUCAGAGAUGUCCUCCGACAAACUUUAGCUCACGAAGGUUGGAGAGGUUUAUAUAAAGGUUUAUUACCUAGUAUUUUGAAAGUUGGACCGGCGGUGGGAGUCAGUUGGAUAGUUUAUGAGGAUGCCAAGAGGAGA